UUUUUUUUUUUUUUUUUAAUGCAUCCCUAUUCUUUUCUACUUUUGGAGUUUUAUUCAUACCAUUGAACAAUAAAGCCAACUUUUUUGUUUUGCACAAAGUUACACUGCAUAAAACUCAACUAUUUCAUCCAUCAACCAUGGUAGAAAAGCGCUUACAAAAUUUAUACGUGGCUCGAUUAGUGACGAGCGAAAGACCUUGUUUUGUAUGCAAUAAAUUCACUCAUGUUGUUCUUACAUCAGCCGAUGGUAGCAAUGCCGAUUGGUUUUACACCUGUAAAAGUCAUUUAGGCGACUUUAAUUUUUGUUCAAAAAUAGGUGGAACCUCACCCAAAACAACAGCGAAACAACAGCAAGAAAAGAAGGAGGCUUCGUUAGCCAAUAGACCACCUGAAAGUGACAGUAUUGUAGACUUGGUAUCCAAUAUAGGGUCUGCAUGGAAAUCAUGGCGUGCUUCGUCCUCAAAAAAGUCCGAAGCAGAAGAGAAGGAAAAAGACGACAAAAAGCCAGAGAAUGAUAAUGAGAAGGACAAUGAGAAAAAGGAAAAAGGAACGGAAAAGGAUGACGCUUCUUCUACUACUUCGACAGUGACAAAGUCACCAGCAGCGUCACCUUCGCCGUCUUCAUCACCUCAACAGCCUGUGCGCUUUGUCAUUCAACGUGAUUAUUUCUUUUUGCGUCAACGCGAAUAUAUGAAGAAACAACAAAAGAAAGAGGCCAGCGAAAAGCUAAAGACAUUACAGUUUCCAGAAGUGCCUAAAACGAUACCUAUAAAUAAAGAUAAUACCGCAACGGACUGAUAUGUGCAG
This is a messenger RNA of Mycotypha africana, 806 nucleotides long. RefSeq names its product VPS4-associated protein 1. NCBI's taxonomy places the organism in Eukaryota, Fungi, Mucoromycota, Mucoromycetes, Mucorales, Mycotyphaceae. Gene Ontology annotation, biological process: vacuolar transport. The record is from RefSeq and is a predicted model, not a curated record. The transcript has a single exon. Gene Ontology annotation, cellular component: endosome. The coding region runs from base 138 to 797 and encodes 219 amino acids.